Molecule: messenger RNA, 1326 nt
Organism: Glycine soja
Lineage: Eukaryota; Viridiplantae; Streptophyta; Magnoliopsida; Fabales; Fabaceae
Product: floral homeotic protein DEFICIENS-like
Exons: 7
Coding region: 317-1057 (246 amino acids)
Biological process (GO): positive regulation of transcription by RNA polymerase II
Cellular component (GO): nucleus
Molecular function (GO): RNA polymerase II cis-regulatory region sequence-specific DNA binding; protein dimerization activity; DNA-binding transcription factor activity, RNA polymerase II-specific
Source: RefSeq, a predicted model, not a curated record
CCACUAGUGCUUGGCUUUGCUUUCCACACACACUUUCUUCAAUUUAGAACUUAUUCGGAGUUACACUCCAAGCCUACUUUUUCUUUGGCAGCUUAGCUUCCUAUUUAGGAAACCCUCUCUCUCUUCACUGCUCUCCACCUUUUUGUUUUUUGUGUGUAUGUGUAUCAGCCUCUCUUCUCCUCUUCUAUUCUUCACUGCACUCCCACCCCUCUUAUUAUUAAUAUCAGUGCUUGGAAAGAAAAGGAAGCAAAAGAAAAGAGAAGAUCCAUAGCUAAUAAGCUAGGUUCAGUAGUUAGUGAGUGAUCGAUAUCUGGAGAUGGGUCGAGGCAAGAUUGAGAUAAAGUUGAUUGAGAACCCCACCAACAGGCAAGUCACUUACUCCAAGCGAAGGAAUGGUAUCUUCAAGAAAGCUCAUGAACUCAGUGUUCUCUGUGAUGCCAAGGUUUCACUUAUCAUGUUCUCUAAAAACAACAAGAUGCAUGAAUACAUUAGCCCUGGCCUCACGACAAAAAGGAUCAUUGAUCAGUAUCAGAAGACUUUGGGGGAUAUUGAUCUGUGGCGUUCUCACUAUGAGAAAAUGCUUGAAAACUUGAAGAAGCUGAUAGAUAUUAACAACAAGCUCAGAAGACAGAUCAGAAAGCUCAUUGGUGGAGUUGUCUUGUGUGAAUUGGAAAGGCAUAGGAUAGGUGAGGGUUUGGACAUGGACGACAUGAGCUUCCAGCAACUGCGCACUCUUGAAGAGGAUUUGGUUUCUUCCAUAGGGAAAAUACGAGAACGAAAGUUCCACGUGAUCAAAACACGGACUGAUACCUGCAGGAAAAAGGUUAAAAGCCUGGAGCAGAUGAAUAGAGAUCUGCUGUUUGAACUUGAAAAGUGUGCGAUCCAUCCACAAUUUAUUUUGCACGAUGAAGGAGACGAGGAAUCAGCAGUUGCACUGGCCAACGGCGCCUCCACCCUGUAUGCGUUCUGUCAUCAGCACCAUUCUCAUCUGAACCUUCCCUCCCACCAUUCUCACGGAGAAGAACCCUUUAAAACUGAUGACCUUCGCCUUGCUUAAUUGAGUGCAACAAUUAACUAGCAAUGUAAAUUAACUAGCUAGCAAGCAAGCACUAAGCACUUGUUAAUUAUGCUUUGUAUUAUCCUAUAUUGGACCUGUUAAACUUAAACGCAACGUUGCUUCCAACCUCUCUAGUCUCUAUCCAGAUCGAGAAUUAGCUGAAGCUUAUAUAUAUUAUGUAGUAUUUGGCAAGAGUGUGGUAUGAAAAACAGAAAGACUGUAUUUUAUUUGUUAUUAUAAGUUUACAUUGAGUGGUUAUGUAAUAUUAA